CUUACUCUGUUACGUUGGUAAACAAUAUGGCGGCCGUCUGAGUGUCCCCGUUGCAGUUUUCACAUUAUAAACAACAUCUCUCCUCUAAGACAGCGUCCUACUCAUGACAAACCGCUGUGAUCUCACACAAACACACGGAGCUGGAGAAGGCCGUCUGACGGACACGCGGCAUCCUUCAGUCUAUGGGCUCUCAGUCUAGUUCUGGGAUGUCUGGUGGGAGAAGCUCCUCCAGUGACAACCCAGCUGAACAGUCUGAAGCAGCAGAAUCAAAUCCCCCUAGCAGAACUGCAGAUAGACGGUCAUCAGACGAGGACUUCGACUUAGCUGAAGUGCUGGCUUACCUACUAAGGAGGGGCCAGGUCAGGCUGGUCCAUGGCAGUGGAGCCACAGGGCUGCAGUUGGUCCAGUCAUACUCUGACUCUGAUGAGGACAGUGAUGGAGCCUGGGAAGGUCGACUAGGUGAUCGCUACAACCCACCAGUGGAUGCUCAGCCGGACACACUCGAGGUUGACAAAAGUGAGAUCCGAACUCAGAUCCUGCUGGCUACUGCCUCUUCUGCCCAGAAAGUCCAACGCAGUUUUACCCACAUGCUAACAGAGAGAGAACAAGGCAGAUGUAGAGCAUCCAGUUUUUCUCACGGGGAGUGCAGUCGGAUACGCUCACACUACCUGCCAAACUAUGUGUCACACAAGGACACAUACGAGCAGAAAGCCUUCUGUGGAGUGUACAGUGAAGAUGGCAACAUGUUCCUCUCUGCCUGCCAAGACCAGAACAUCCGUCUGUACGAUACCACCAAGGGGCGUUUUAAUUUAGUCCGAACAGUGAAGGCUCGUGAUGUGGGUUGGAGCGUUCUCGACGUCUGCUUUACUCCCGAUGCUCACCAUGUUCUCUACUCCAGUUGGUCUGACUACAUUCACAUGUGCAGUUUAGAUGGAGACAGUGAACACCACACCGCCCUGGACCUCAAUCCAGACGAGAGAAGGUUUUGUGUAUUCUCCCUGGCUGCAUCCACAGAUGGCAAAGAGGUCCUGGGAGGAGCAAAUGAUGGUUGCCUGUAUGUUUAUGACCUUGAGCAGAAUAAAAGAACAUUGAAGAUUGAUGCCCAUGAAGACGACGUGAACGCUGUGGCAUUUGCGGACAGCUCAUCCCAGCUGCUAUUUUCUGGCAGCGACGACGCAGUGUGCAAGGUGUGGGACAGACGGAUGCUGCAAGAGGACAGACCUCAGCCCGUGGGACAGCUGGCUGGACACCGAGACGGCAUUACCUUCAUCCACAGCAAGGGAGAUGCACGCUAUCUGAUCAGCAACUCAAAGGACCAGUCCAUCAAACUCUGGGACAUCAGAAAAUUCUCACCCAAGGAAGGCCUGGCAGCCUCACGUCUGGCUGUCACACAUCAAAACUGGGAUUACCGCUGGCAGCAGGUUCCACCAAAAGCCUUGAAAAGACACAAACUGACUGGAGACACGUCGGUGAUGACCUAUCGUGGUCAUGGCGUUCUGCACACGCUCAUCCGCUGCCGAUUUUCACCAGAGUUCAGUACCGGUCAGAGGUUCAUCUACUCUGGCUGCUCAACGGGAAAAAUCGUCAUUUAUGAUGUGCUAACAGGCUCUGUUGUUUCUAAAUUGUCCAACCAUGACGCCUGUGUUAGGGACGUCAGCUGGCAUCCAUAUGAGGACAAUAUUAUCAGCAGUUCUUGGGACGGAGCAGUUCAGAUGUGGGAGCACAGACAAACACAUCCUCUUGAGGAGGAGCGAAAGAUGGACAGAGAAUGAUGGUGAGAAAGAAGAGGGAUGAGGAAAAGAUCUUGUAUGAAGAGAGCGAGAGAGAGAGAGAGAGAGAGAGAGAGAGGUCCAAACGGAGGUAAAUAAUAAGCCCAGAAGGACCGAGAGAGACUCGGAUGUCUUGUCUCGGAUGCUGGACAGAAAUGAUUUCUAUGUGUUUAUUUGAAGGGCAUUAAAGCCUGGAAUUAAGAAUUCAGCUUAAGCAAAUGACCUAUUUUUUCUUUACUUUUUAUUUCCUUACUGGCUGAGGUGUUUUAAUUAUUUGGGCUAUAAUUUCAAAUGUGCUGAAACAAUAUUAUUUCAGCAUACACUUCAGCUGGUGAUAUCUGAGCGUAAGCUAAGUCAUUAAGAAAAAAAAAUCAAGGCAAAAUAUAGCAGAGCAGAGUCUGAGGUGAAUGAUUGUGUAUAAUUGUAUAGUAUUUUAAUGAUGUGUUUGCACUCUAUAAGUGCAUUUAGAUUGUUGUUAGUGUGCUGACUUGACUACACUGUCACAUACCAGGGGCUGUCAAAGUUUAAGUUCAGUUUUUGUUUAAAAGAAUAUAUUGAAAAUGAAUAUAUUAAAAAAAAUAAAUAAGUGCUUUAAUUGCCAUAGACUAAACCCAGUGAGGUUCCCCACCGGUCCACUGGCUUUCUGUAACUCAGGAGAAGGGCACAAACACACAUACACACACACACAUACAGUUUUGCUGUUGAAUGAUCAAUAAUUAAGUGUGAAUUAUCUUCUGUCGUCUCAGGUCAGAAAACAUCACUGGCCUCUUGUCUUGUUUUUCACGCAGGUCAGCACGAAGCUCUUAACUCAAGUUCUGAGCCAGUAAAACAAAAGUUAACUUUGCUAUCAGUAUAGAACUCUAUAAAAGAGUUUGAGGGGAUCAUCAAACCUAGGGUUAGGUCUGAUGAAGGCGUGAGCAUUUCUACGCUGGGCUAAAAACUUAAACUCACUCAACUGUUAAAACAAUUUUAAGGUGUUAAUACCGAUUUUUUUCUCUCUGUUUUUGAACAAAAAAAAACAAUAAAAUUUUAUUUUAAAUGUU
Molecule: messenger RNA, 2812 nt
Organism: Cynoglossus semilaevis (tongue sole)
Lineage: Eukaryota; Metazoa; Chordata; Actinopteri; Pleuronectiformes; Cynoglossidae
Gene: dcaf11
Product: ddb1 and cul4 associated factor 11
Exons: 15
Coding region: 183-1772 (529 amino acids)
Biological process (GO): proteasome-mediated ubiquitin-dependent protein catabolic process
Cellular component (GO): Cul4-RING E3 ubiquitin ligase complex
Molecular function (GO): protein binding
Source: RefSeq, a predicted model, not a curated record